Molecule: messenger RNA, 3571 nt
Organism: Pteronotus mesoamericanus
Lineage: Eukaryota; Metazoa; Chordata; Mammalia; Chiroptera; Mormoopidae
Gene: DENND2C
Product: DENN domain containing 2C
Exons: 19
Coding region: 299-3097 (932 amino acids)
Source: RefSeq, a predicted model, not a curated record
GACGGAGCCGAUCGAGUGGGACCGACGAGACCUAGCACCUCAGCGGAGGAGAGGACCAGAACCUCGCAGUCCAGCCGCGGAGGCGGCGUCGCGGCCAGCCCGGGGCAGGAUUAUUCAAAAUAAAGUUGCAGCCAUUUUCAACUAGGAUCAAUGAUCAGAAUUUUUCUAUAAAAAGAAAUUUCCAAGUUAAAGAUGAAAGGAAAAUUCUGGAAUUGUCGGGAUUCUAACUGACAGGAUAAAGAACACAGUAUUUCACAGUUGCUUGUGAUGGAACCCUAGUGAAAUUCAUCACUUUGGUAUGCACCCAACGGGGAACAUGGAUGUUGGUUUUUCUCGUUCUGCUGUUCAGACACUGUCAAGAAGCCACUGCAAAAACAUCAAACAAAAAAUUUCUCAGUGGGAAGGAAGGACUAAUGGCCUAUCUAAUCGAGAUAAGUGGCACCAGAAGGACUUUGGGGCGAGAUACAAAUGUCAUCAGGAGAUGCUUCUUAAGAAGAAUCCUGUGGCUGAGGGAAAGGGCAACAAGUUCGAUGGAACCAACUCUCACAGUGUCCGCCUAGAUAUUAAUGAAGAUGCCAAAAGCCAUGUGCAGAGUGAGGGGGAACGUGAGAAACGUGACAAAACACACAUCUCUAAAAAUGAAUCAGAAUCCAACUGGGUAUGUUCCCGUGUCAAACAAAUUGAAAACUGGAAAGAAGUUGUUUUGGAUCCAGAGACUUCAUUACCUCCAGGAAAUUUCUAUACCUCACAAAUACUGUGGAAGAAAAUUGAGGCACUUCCCCCAGAUAAAGUCUUCAAUUUGGCUCUCGAACAUUGUGUCUCUUCAGAGAAAGAACUGAAUUUCAGGGUUCUGAAGGGUUCAUAUGGAGUAACCAAGAGCUUGGAAAACAUUUACUCUGAGCCUGAGGGACAAGAAUGUGGACCUUCUAUAAACCCUUUGCCAAAACCUCGUAGAACAUUCAGAUAUUUAUCUGAAUCUGGUGUUACACCAUGUAAAGAAAGAAACUGUGACAGAAAAUACUGUGAAAAUAAUUCUUGUGCAGAGUCUCCUUUGGCCUCUUCUCAGGAACCUGAACCAAAGAAAUAUGGUGGAAAAAUCAGAGGACGGUCUAAAAGGAAAUCCUUUGAAUUUGAAGAUAUUCAUCACUUUCGAAAUCGGAACACGCAGAAGAUGCAUGAAGAACUUGGAAGAAAUUCUGGCUCAGCACUUUAUUACACGCAGUCCGAGGACAACAUCUAUGAAGAUAUAAUAUAUCCUGCCAAAGAGAAUCCCUACGAAGAUAUCCCGAUGCAGGCCUUUCCCCUGUGGAGGCCGCCAUCAGCGUGGAGGCUUCCGCCACCUAAGAGCGCCUUCCGAGCACCCAAGCUUCCUCCCAAACCUCAGUUCCUUCACCGCAAGACUAUGGAACUGAAGAGCUCUCAGGCUUAUUUAAGGUCAAAGCUCACAAAGGAUACCACUUUGCCUGUCACUUUAACUGAAUGGAAGCUUUUCCGGGCUGGAGAAGUUGCAAACAGGAAAAGAAAAAAUCUUCCACGGCUUGUAUUGAGAAUAGAUGACAUAUUUGAAUCAAAGAGAGGGAAGAAGAGAGUAAAGUUACACCCUUACACUGGAAAAGACGUACCUCCUUCAAAAGGUGAAACCAGUGGGAACGAAAGUGAUGCCGAGUAUCUGCCAAAGAAUCGCCACAAGCGCUUAGCACAACUGCAGCAGUCUUCCAAGAGGAACCCCCACUACCAGACCUUAGAGCGCGAUCUCAUUGAAUUACAGGAGCAGCAGCUGUUUGAACUUUUUGUGGUGGUGUCUCUGCAAAAGAAGCCAUCCGACACAAGCUACGUUCCGCAGGUCAUACAGCAGUUCCCUGGCAAGGGUGAUCAUGGCUUUAAGCAAUCCAAGGACACUGAGGAGAGGCUCAAAGUUAUCCCCAAAUUUUGCUUUCCUGAUUCAAAGGACUGGGCUCCAACCUCAGAACUCAAGAGUGAAACGUUCUCCUUUGUCCUAACUGGUGAAGAUGGAAGCCGGUGGUUCGGCUACUGUAAGAAGCUUUUGCCAGAAGGCAAAGGGAAGCGGCUCCCUGAGGUUUACUGCAUGGUCAGUCGCCUAGGCUGCUUCAACCUGUUUUCAAAGAUUCUGGAUGAGGUGGAGAAGAGAAGGGAGAUGUCCCCAGCUCUGGUCUACCCCUUCAUGCGAAGCGUCAUGGAGGCUCCCUUCCCCGCCCCCGGCCGCACCAUCACAGUCAAGAGCUACCUCCCUGGCGCCGGAGACGAGUCCAUUGAACUCUGCCGACCCCUGGAUUCCCGACUGGAACACGUGGACUUUGAAUGUCUGUUUAAGUGCCUGAGCGUGUGUCACCUCAUCCGGGUCUGUGCCUCUCUCCUGUUGGAGCGAAGGGUCAUCUUUGUUGCCAACAGCCUAAGCACCCUGUCAAAAUGCGGCCAUGCCGUGGUCGCCACACUGUAUCCGUUCACCUGGCAGCACACCUACAUCCCGGUCCUGCCAGCGUCGAUGAUCGACAUCGUGUGCUCGCCCACACCGUUCCUGAUUGGAAUCCUGUCUUGCUCCCUGCCGCAGCUUCAGGACCUGCCCAUCGAGGAGGUGCUGAUCGUCGAUCUCUGUGCAGACAAGUUCUUGCAGGAGGUAUCUGAUGAGGAUGAAAUUUUACCACCAAAACUCCAGGCUGCCUUAAUGCAGAUUCUGGAAGAACGAAAUGAGAUUUUGGCUCAGGAGCAGAGCUUUACACAAGACGUGACACUCAACUCUCUGGUAUCAGAAGCAUUUGUCAGGUUUUUCGUGGAGCUGGUGGGACAUUAUUCUCUGAACAUGACUGUCACUGAGCGUGGGGAGCGUGUGUUCCAAAGGGAGCCAUUCCGUAAAUCCCACACCUCCCGAAGCGUUCGCCACUUCCUGGAUCUCUUCAUGGAAACGCAGAUGUUUGCAGGAUUCAUCCAGGAUCGCGAGCUUCGGAAAAGUGGGGUGAAAGGUUUGUUUGAGGUCCGGGCUCUGCAGUAUUUGGAGACGAUUCCUGAGUCUGAGCCCAGUGGGGUGAACAGAAUUUUGCGGAGUCUUGGAAGUAAAAUGAAAUUUCUGCAGAAGAAAUGAAAUCUUCAAUUGACUGUCUCAUCCUAAAUAGGACAGAAAGUGCCAAAGAAAAUAUUUUCCCAAGAGUCAGGAUGCCCUGAAGUUUUCAACAAGAUCCUUGGAAGUUGAAAAGGUUACAGAGCAGGCCAGAUUCUUGGAGGAGGAUUCUCCUGUUGCUGCUUUAGUAAUCACUGGAGAAUUGCUAGGAGUCAUGGAACCAAAGCUCUCUUUACUCUGCCUCCAGUUUUUUCUUAAGUGGCCUUAUUUGAUUCCUGGGCUUCUUUGUUUUGUGCUUAGCCUAUGAAGGCACUUGUCUUUCAUAAGGGGAAGAUUUGGUGUUGCAAUUUUUAAAAACAGCUCAAAGAGAAGCACAAUGAGAGAAGUGCAGAGUUUAAGGUACUAGGGAGGCAUGAUAGAAGUAGUGAACACUAGCCCUACACACAUAAUUCUCAUCACUGAAAUACCAUGGCAGCUUUAAACCUAUGGGCUGUUUGA